Armigeres subalbatus is the source of this 1787-nucleotide messenger RNA. RefSeq names its product multifunctional methyltransferase subunit TRM112-like protein. The transcript has 4 exons. Gene Ontology annotation, biological process: tRNA methylation; rRNA (guanine-N7)-methylation; peptidyl-glutamine methylation. NCBI's taxonomy places the organism in Eukaryota, Metazoa, Arthropoda, Insecta, Diptera, Culicidae. Gene Ontology annotation, molecular function: protein heterodimerization activity. The record is from RefSeq and is a predicted model, not a curated record. The coding region runs from base 264 to 632 and encodes 122 amino acids.
UUCUCUUCUUUCAUUAAAUGGCACUGGAUUCCGUGAGUGGGCGCAAAUUAGCUUACCAGCGACGCGAGAAACUCUUGUUUACAAAAACAGUUUUGCUCUUUUGAAAUGUUGGGGCCGCUUUCUCUGAUGUUUUUAAAUUAAUUUACCACCCAUCCGUCAGUGUUUCACUCCACGAGUUGUGUACGGUUUGAUGAACAAAUUCUAAUCAAUAUUAGUAGUUUUUCUGCAUUUUGUCGCAUAAUUUAUCGUCAAAUCAUAGAAAAAUGAAGCUAUUGACUUACAAUUUCCUAACAUCUAAGUGCAUUCGCGGCGUGAAAGUUGGUUACCCUUUAAAAUUGAACAUCGCUGAGAAAAAAAUUGUUUCGUCGGAUUUCAACUCGGAGUUCAUCUCGCGGAUGAUCCCACGCUUGGAUUGGGAAGCGAUAAAAUUGGCCGCUACUCACGUGGGUGCCGACCUGCCGGCCACCAUUCCGGAGGAUAUUUCUUCGGACACCGAAACCCUACAGAAGCUGCACCACGUCCUGAUGGAGGUAGACGUGGUCGAGGGUACAUUGGAGUGUCCGGAAACGGGACGGAUUUUCCCCAUAACGGACGGCAUUCCCAACAUGUUACUAAACGAGGACGAGGUCUAGGCUUUUGAAUAAAGAAAUAAGCAGUACAUUAUCGGUUCAAUUACAGUACAUAUACGACUCUCUCUAUUCCAUUGUACAAAUCGGUAACCAUUAGUGAAAUACCUUAUUGUUUUAUCAAGUGCCUCUUCCUGCUAAGUAUCUUCGGUUAUCAUAUAUUAUAGGCUUCGGUUAUAAUUUGACUAUUAUGAGAUUCUAGCUCGUUAAGACGGUGGACGCAAUGGUGUAAUUUUCUCCCGGUUCGAUUGGUUUCUUCCAAUGGGGACGUUGAACAAUGAUUAUUUUCAGAGUUGCAGGCGCAUACGAGGGAGAUUACAUUUUUUUUUCACUUUUGGGACGAUUUAGGUACAUUUCGAUCUUUCAUAUUUAGAAUUGAAACGAUUUCUGACAUCUUGCUCGACGUUUGCCGAAUUGUAGGGCGAUUCGUUUCAUGCGGUUAUUAUCACAUUUAAUUCAACAUUUUUUAUCAUGUAGUUCGAUUGUUUUGGAAUACUUUGAAUAGCAUUUGCUUAAAUACGAUGAUUACGCUUGGUAUAUGGAAUACCUACAGAAAUCGCGCAUUUUGUCCUAACAGAUAAUUGGUAUGCAAUUUGCGGCUAGAUAUUUGAAUAGACUCUAAUCAUUGUCUAGAUUAAAUUGGUGAAUUAAAUCUAUUGAAAUAAUCUGCUACACAAUUUCGAUUUUUAUCUUUGGAGGAAGGCAUGUUUUUUUGUGUUUUUGAAUAGUUGGACCUUGAGCAAAGCACUGCUAAAUAGUUCUUUGAAGCUUGUUCAUUGGAAGUGGUUGUUCAUUGACAACUAUUAGAUUGCUGAUCGUGUUUCAUUGAUCUUUGUUGUUGUUAUGUUUCAACAGUGGGUGAUUAUUACGGAAUGCUUCAAAUUUUCCAAACAAAUAAUUAUGAUGAUAUGGAAAUGCUUAUAUCAUCUUCCAAACUUAGACGUACAUGUUCAUGAUAGAAUUAUGAAUAAAUAUGACUAAAAUGUGUUUUUUUCUGUAUUUUUCAGAUUUUUGAGGAGCGUUUAGAACGUAUAAUUUAAUGCAUUUUGGUAGUUCAGAGUAAUUUCUGUAAAAAAAACACUAUGCGUUUAUUAAACUCCUAAAUAUCCACUCGAUGUAUUUCAUUUGUACAUAAUUUAAUAAUAAUUUACAUUACCUAAA